AUGCACUUCAGGUUAAAAAAAAUGGUUUUCAAAAGAUUUUAUUCACAACAACGACAACCAGUUUCACCGCAUGCUUUGAUUUAUAGAGUUUGGGCAAAACCUGUUGGCAAAGCAUUGUUUUUAAGCUUAUCUACGUAUUACUCGUUAUAUUAUUUAAGAGAAUUUUUAGAUGAUAGUAAUAUCACCAACUCAACAAGAAGUAAUUAA
Saccharomycodes ludwigii is the source of this 207-nucleotide messenger RNA. RefSeq lists its product as uncharacterized. The transcript has a single exon. Bases 1 to 207 code for a protein of 68 amino acids. Lineage: Eukaryota; Fungi; Ascomycota; Saccharomycetes; Saccharomycodales; Saccharomycodaceae. The record is from RefSeq and is a predicted model, not a curated record.